UUGUCCUCUUUCGAUCUCCGAUGGAUUUAGCGGAACCCAUGUGUAUUACAUUCGCGUAUGCAUACUCGUCUCUCCCACCUAUUGAAAAGCACAUCGCUCAUUGAGGUGCGUUUCCAUGCACGAUUUUGCGGGGCUCUGCCGCGCACAUUACGCAUCGAGGGAAGCCCUGAUAUCCUUUAAAAUCUAAAUCCGACCGCGAGGGGUUCGGUCGUCAUCGAUCCCGUUGCAAAAUUUACAAUGUCGAUGCGCGCGAGGGAUCGAUUCCCUUCUAACGGAUAUCUGUUGCCUUCCAAAGAAGAUCGAUGUCUGGUCUAAUUCGCAAAUAAUUUUGGCGCCCUAGGUCGAAACAUUACCGAUACAAUAUAAGAUCUUUUCUUCCCAAACUAAUUAAAUGGAAUUAUAAGUCCUGUGAGAUUUUAUUAAAUUAUCUUAAAACGUACACCCUCUUUAAGAUUUAAGCUACUUUCAAAAAGCUUCCGCAUCGUGGCACAAAGUUGCUUCGCAAACACAAAGAGACCUAGUGCAUAACAGUGUUGGUUACCGGAUGCUUUGAUAAUCUAACGUAUUUGUAAGAUAAAGUUUUGCAUUCCGUCCUCUUAUCGUUCAUAGCGCGACGAGCCGCUGGGGGAUUCUUGGCAAAUUGUAUGACGCAUACACGUGAGUUUUUCAAUUCCAUCUGGCAUUAGAGAUCGGCGUGCUGGAUCCAAUCCCUUCGCGGUGACGUGCAAACACGUUCCGGAUACGUGCAUAUGCGCGUCGAAGAGAUACCCCGGAGAAGCGGAGGAAAACCGUGGAGCGCAUCCACGCGGGGAGGAAGAUUCUUCCCUUCCUCUCCCUUCUUUGCCUAUAUAUCUGUUUUCCACUUUUUUUUUCCUUCCCUCCCUUCGCGGACUACCGCGAGAGAGCCGGCCUCGCUUCGCUCCCCGGCAUUACUCUCUCCUUUUUAGUGCCGUUCUCCCCUUCCUCCUCUCGCGCGCGUUACUCUUUCCGUAUCUGUCUAUCUUCCUCCCGUUUCAUUCUUCGCGCCGCGAACGCGCCGUUCCCUCCCGCCCUUCUCUCCCUCUCCCACUUCGUCUUUGCCUCGAAAUGUGGCAUUCAACAGGGCUUCCACGCUGCUUGCGGUGGUGCGGAAUCCGCGCCGGUUUGCCGCUACGCGCGUGGCCGAGGGGCGGAGGGUGCAUCGGGGAAAUGAUGCGCAGAUUGGCCGGAUCAUCUCAAAAACCACCACCCUCCCGCCUCCUAGUCCACCUCCACCUCCUCUUCCUCCUCUUCCUCCAUCCUCUUUCAUCCCCUCGUUCAUCCUCUGCCUCCCUUGCGCGCUCUUUCGCACAGACAGCGCGCCCCGUUACUCUCGCACCCUCGUCGCCGACAGUCGCCAAGGGAUGGAAUACAACCCCCACCGCCACCACCGCCGCCGCCGCCGUCACCGCCACCGCCACCAUCACCGAACAACCAUCCCGACAGCCACGCAGCCGUCGACAACGAGUGACUGAGUCCUCCGAUUAUUAUCUCAUUUGCCGCCACGGCCAGCAGCACGCGUUGGACCACCACUGCGACAGGGAUCCAUAGAUCGUCAUCCCGGGCGACCGGUGGAUCGUCGUCCACGAGGCGGCACCGACUUGGAGGACUUCCUCUGCUAUCGCGUGUGCAGCCGCUAAAAUGACGACGACCACGGGCGACCCGUCGACUUUGAAGACUCCGGCCUCUUUAUCGGGCGGAGAUCUCGUUUCUCGCCUGCUGGCGGCCACUCCUCCGUAUCUGUACAACGUUCCACUGACACCUCAUAGCUUCUUCUUCAGCGAGAUGCUGCGGUCUUUCGUGCAGGCCAAGACGGAGACAACGUCAACCAACGGCAACAGUAGCGGCGGCAGCGGAUUGUCGAAUGUGUCGCGACGUCGCAAACGAUCCUGGCGAGACACCCGCGACCGACCACUGGAACUCACGACGAAGGAACGAUCCCAUCAUCAUCAUCACCAUCAUUAUCACCAGCAUUCGGACACCAAUAAGUACUAUCACUCUGCGGCGCAGCAGCAGUCUACUCAGGUACCGUCGGAGACUCGUUUGGAGAACGAGACCAGUAAGCGAGCGGACGUCUAUCCUGACGCGGCAUCGGAGAACAAAGCUGGUUCAUUCGAUCAGAAGCCCAACUUUAGCGGUGAUAUCUUGAAGCCCAUCGAUGAGAACAAGACGGAGUUCUUGCCGCGGCAACACGGCAAAAGUUUCUUUGACCAUGAGCGACCGCGGCAGCAUUUCGAUCAGCCACCGGAAAAUAUCUUCUCCGGUGGCGGAGAGUCGCGGAAGAUCAAGCCGGAGGACUCGCAGCAGCUGGAACGCAGCAGCAGGAACUGCAAUUUUGACAAUGGUAGGAAUUACGAGGAUCGCACCAAGAGCAUCACAUCCAGCCAGGAGAUCGUACCACCCGGUUUGCAGUUACCGGAUCAGAAAAAGCUCGACUUCCCACGUGGUCCGUUUCUUCCCGGUUUACCUGGCAGAGGAUGCGAGGGCGUUCUCCAGGGCGUGAAGGGCUUCGCCGCUCUACCCGGCGGCAUGUCCGGCCCAGCUGAGUUUCUACCCGGACCGUUAUGGUAUCCACCGUAUCCGAUGCCGCAGUCUUAUCCUGGCAUCGAUCCGCUGCACUUCUUCAUAGAUCUACGCGUCUCCGGUCAUAUCUGGGAUCGCAAACAUGCCAAUGAGCGGCAAUUACCCUUCAAGACCAAGCAUUGCUCGGCCUUCAGCGUGCCGCAGUCCAAAGAGUACAGUAAUCGGCCGUUGAAUCUCACCCGUGACGAAGCUACGACGUCCAAGAAUCUGGACGCGGAGAACAUGCGGGGUACCAAUUAUAUCUUGAAGCAUCUCACAAAGACGUAUCAGGACAUACAGCAGACGAGGAUCUCCAGGACAGAUACGUCGAUGGAGAACGAAGAGGACUCGAAAGAAGUCCACCAAGUCGGCGAGGAUAUCGCGAAGGUAGAAGACGCCAGUAGUACGACGACGAAUUCCGAAGAGGAGAGGAAGGAUCUGCGAGCUUUAAUCGGUCUCGAAUUAGUAGUGGAUUACGUGAAAGAGCCUAAGAGCGAUCCGUCGACCGAGCAAACGUCGCAAGUAACGGAAUAACUUAACUAUGACAAACACGACUUGCAAAGAGAACGCGCGCGUCGGACGGUCUUGCCAUUUUAAUCGCUAAGAUAGAAUCGUAGCAUCAGUUAUUCGCAUUUCUUCUCUUGUUACAUCUUCAAAAGUGCACUUGCGAUCGUCUAUCCUUCGUCUAAUAUAGCACCUCUGUCAACGUAAGAGUCAAAUUAUGUACAAGACCGAAUUGCACCUUUUACAAUGCAUGUAUUUCCAUACAAUUAUGAGAGAAAGAAAAAAGAGUUAUUCGCUGCUCUUUAGAUAUUAUUUUUGCGGAAAUUUCUUUUUCGUAAGAAUUUCUCACGCGCGUGUACUUUCAACCAAGAUUUAUUUAUCAAAUUUCUCAUUUGUUCUUUAUUUUUUUCAUAAAUACUUCAAAUGUCAUAUCGACCGCACUUUAAGACAGAAUUAUUCGAUUUGAUUCUGAUCUGUGCGUGCUUUUUUGAUCUGAGCGAUCAAAAAAGAAGUUACAGAUCAUUUCUCAGCGAAAACUGAAGGAUCGUAAAGUAUCGGAAUGGAAUGGCCCCGAUCCGAAUUCGACAAUGUGAUAUGUAAUGUAAAUAUUAUAAUAGUAUAUCCCGGUGUAUCUAUAUGUAUUGAUA
Camponotus floridanus (Florida carpenter ant) is the source of this 3731-nucleotide messenger RNA. RefSeq lists its product as uncharacterized. The record is from RefSeq and is a predicted model, not a curated record. Bases 1660 to 3114 code for a protein of 484 amino acids. The transcript has 3 exons. Lineage: Eukaryota; Metazoa; Arthropoda; Insecta; Hymenoptera; Formicidae.